AUGCCAUUCCCAGGUUUCGAUAUCGCCGAAUACAGCACUCCUGAGUUCACUCGAUAUGCUGCCAUCCAUGAGCAGACCAACGGGGCAGGCGAUGCCCGCCCCACUGCGCUUCAAAUUGUCGAGGACAACGAUCUCGAAGGUAAACUUGACAGCAAGGUUAUCCUCAUCACUGGAUGCUCCUCUGGUAUUGGUAUUGAGACCGCUCGUGCCCUGAAGACCACAGGCGCACACAUUUUCUGCACUGCACGUAGUCUUUCCAAGGGCCAGAAGGCACUCGCCGACAUUCUCGAACCAGGGAAAGUCGACCUUCUCCAUCUGGACCUCAAUUCUCUCGCGUCGGUCCGUCAAUUUGCCGCAGAGUUCCUCAAAGCCGGCGGCGGCAAGCUGAACAUCCUCAUCAACAACGCCGGAGUAAUGGCAACACCCGAAGGCAAAACCGAAGACGGCUUCGAAAUGCAAUUUGGUACAAACCACUUGUCACACUUCCUCCUUUUCCAGCUUCUCAAGCCCGCCUUACUCUCGUCCUCCACCCCCGACUUCAACUCCCGAGUCGUAAGUUUGUCUUCAUCGGGUCAUCGCUACUUUCCCCCGAAGAUGGAAAACAUCACAAGCGAAUAUGACGCGAAUCGCGCCUACGCCCACUCCAAAACAGCAAACAUCUGGUUCGCCAACGAAGUCGAUCGAAAAUACGGCUCUCAAGGUCUGCAUGCACUCUCUCUGCAUCCCGGUGGUAUUUGGACGGGACUCAUGGACUAUAUUCCUCCAGAGCAAUUGGCGCUAUGGAAACAAACUCCCGCUAUAAGCAAGAUCAUGAAAUCCGUUGAACAGGGCGCUGCGACCACUGUUUGGGCUGCGAUUGGUAAAGCUUGGGAAGGGAAAGGGGGGAGAUAUCUCGAGGAUUGCCAGGUCAGUUCUCCUGUCACUGAGGGCUAUCAGGUCAUGGACAGGGGCUACGAGAAGUGGGCGUAUGACCCUGAGAAUGAGGCUAAGCUUUGGAAGAUGAGCAAUGAGUAUGUUGGGUUUAAGGAGGAGUAG
Messenger RNA from Cucurbitaria berberidis CBS 394.84, 1035 nucleotides. RefSeq names its product NAD(P)-binding protein. The record is from RefSeq and is a predicted model, not a curated record. Bases 1 to 1035 code for a protein of 344 amino acids. NCBI's taxonomy places the organism in Eukaryota, Fungi, Ascomycota, Dothideomycetes, Pleosporales, Cucurbitariaceae. The transcript is spliced from 2 exons.